Penicillium digitatum Pd1 is the source of this 120-nucleotide messenger RNA. NCBI's taxonomy places the organism in Eukaryota, Fungi, Ascomycota, Eurotiomycetes, Eurotiales, Aspergillaceae. The record is from RefSeq and is a predicted model, not a curated record.
AUGAAAAUUUCACUCUACGAAUCUCAGCACUUGACUCGGGGUGUACAACCCAGCCAGAAUCAACAUCGUCUUAAUCCACACAGAACAGGUGACAUCGAGCCUGGAAAAGGCGCUAGAUAG